AUGUAUAAAACAAAUUUUUUUUUUUUUAAUUUAACUAUUAACCGUCUCCCGUAUGUUUACAUUAGUUGUUGAUUUUUUUAUCGAUGAUAACAUUUGGUAGUCAUAGAAAGGUCUGUGUUUAAUUUCCUUUUUUUUUCUUUUAUACUAUAUUAAAUUUAACUUAAAUGUGAUAUUUGUAAACUAAAAAUGUCUUGUAAUCAAGAUGAAUGGGAAUAUAUACCUGUAGAAACAGCUGAUGAAAUUAUGUUGUGCGGAGAUGUGGUUGAGAGUAAAAGUCUUAAAAAUUGGAAUAGAUGGCUUAAAAUAAGAAAACAACAGCAUAAACACCUUGGUUUAAUGGUAUGUCGUAGUUCUACAUCGUUGUUAAUGAAUAAGUCCGAUAAAUUCAGAUCAAAAGUUGAAUGUAAAUGGUUGGUUGAUGUAGCAUUCAAGUUAAAAGUAAACAAUGAAUAUUGUACUGAUUUUCCUUAUUCUGUAGCUAAAGAAAUAAAAAACUUUACUAGUAUAUACAUACCAGAUGUAAUACGUUUUGAGAAAGGAUUAUUAGGCAUUAGAAACGAUGCUCGUUUUGAUUUGCAAACACCUAAUAAAGAGAUACUUUAUAAUGAAUUAAAUACUUUAAAGAGUUUAAUACCUUUUAAAAAUCCUGAAAAAUUAGCUAUUAUUGGGGAAAAUAUUCUUAAGAAAUCUAUGGAACACAAAUUGUAUUAUAAAGGUACUAUUCCAUCAGUUUGUGUAGAGUCUACAGAUGCUACAGAUGAAAAAAGCAAUUGUAAUAUUGCACUGAUUUAUGUUAAAGUAAACGAUUUUAUAAUAAAAUCAAUUGAUGACAGCACUAUAUGUAUGACAACUAAGUUAAAAACAAAAUCAAAACCAAUUAAUAUCGUAAAAAUAAAUGAAGAUUCUUGGGAUGAGAUAAUAAUAGAAAACUGUAGUCAAAUAAGUAUCUGCUACAAAUGGAUAAAAGAAGAAUACGUUGCUACAAAAUAUGAUUACAUUUUAAAAGAAAAACCAAAAAAAUGUUUUUUUUUUGACACCAGGACAAAUAUUUUGGGUCCGGGUCAAAUUAAACACUUGACAGUUUUAUUCAGACCUACACAAACUGGGCCUCAUACAGAAUUGUGGUUUUUACAAUUAAAUAUUUUGGAAAAAUUAGAUCAUAUAGCAAGGAUCAAUGUACCUCUACAAGGAUGUGCUAUUUCCAAUGCUGACAAAAUUUCAUCUAUAAUAAAACUGCAAAAUACUAUAUUAUCUGAAAAAAUUAAUAGAUUAAGUGCUAAAUCAAUCAGCAAAGAUCAUCAGAAUGUAUUUUUGGAAGACAAGUCUUCUUUUAUUGAAAAAUAUCAUUACCACGAGGAAAAGAUGAAAUAUCUUUAUCAUGUAUUACAAGCAGAAAAUCUUAAAAGUAUUGAAGAACUUCUAAACCAGUGUAUGCGACUAAAAGAAUCACUUAAAGAAAAAUACUUAGAUUUAAUUAGUCAAACGGCUGUCACAUUGUUAAAAAAAGAAAUUAUUUUUGAACAUAGUCAGAUGGAUCAACAUGAAUUAAACGCACAUAAAAUUAUGUAUGUAACAAUGGAUUGUAUUGAUUUAAUAAUGAAUACUUACGAAUCUGAUCACGAUGAAGUCUGUCAAGAACUGUAUGAAAACACCGGUGAAAAUCAACCAAAAUUAAUAAACAAUUCAGAUAAUGAAAUAUCCGCUGUUGAUAUCACUACAAAACAAACAACUAAUAAUGCUACAAUAACCGAAGAAUGGUUUGAAAUGAUCAAACCCAUGAUCAAGAAACGGUUAGAAUGGGCUGUAGAAAGAAUAUCAGACUAUGAUAUCCUGUGGACAGAAUGUAAACAUGAUGAAAAUGCUAAUGGAAGUAAUGAGAAUAUAAAAGAUGAAAAUACAACAAAGAUAUUAGGGAUAGAAUCUUAUGAGCAUAACGAAUGUGGUCUUUCACUUGUGAGACAAUUUUUCAUAAAUAAAUACUUAUGA
Molecule: messenger RNA, 1986 nt
Organism: Aphis gossypii (cotton aphid)
Lineage: Eukaryota; Metazoa; Arthropoda; Insecta; Hemiptera; Aphididae
Exons: 4
Coding region: 187-1986 (599 amino acids)
Source: RefSeq, a predicted model, not a curated record